CCGGCCGCCGCGCGCGCGCCGCGGCCCGAGCAGCAUGUCGAGCGCGGUGGAGCCGCCGCCGCCGCCCGCGCCCGCCGAGAGCGCGCCGCCCGGCAGCAACAAAGGCGGCCCCGAGGGCGGCGCGGCCGCGGCGGACCCGGAGCUGGAGGAUGCAUUUGAUGAUGCAUCUCCCGGAAAACAAAAAGAGAUCCAAGAACCUGAUCCUACCUAUGAAGAAAAAAUGCAAACUGACCGAGCAAAUAGAUUUGAAUAUUUAUUAAAGCAGACAGAACUGUUUGCACAUUUUAUCCAGCCUGCUGCUCAGAAGACUCCAACCUCCCCUUUGAAGAUGAAGCCAGGGCGUCCACGGGUCAAAAAGGACGAGAAGCAGAACUUGUUAUCAGUGGGCGACUACCGACACCGUCGAACAGAGCAGGAGGAGGACGAAGAGCUGCUGACAGAGAGCUCCAAAGCAACCAACGUCUGCACUCGGUUCGAAGAUUCCCCGUCAUAUGUAAAGUGGGGCAAAUUGAGAGAUUACCAGGUCCGAGGACUGAACUGGCUCAUUUCUUUGUAUGAGAACGGCAUCAAUGGCAUCCUUGCAGAUGAAAUGGGCCUGGGAAAGACUCUCCAAACAAUCUCUCUCCUUGGGUACAUGAAACACUAUAGAAACAUUCCCGGGCCUCACAUGGUCUUGGUUCCCAAGUCCACCUUACACAACUGGAUGAGUGAGUUCAAGAGAUGGGUGCCCACUCUGAGAUCGGUCUGCUUGAUCGGCGAUAAGGAGCAGCGGGCAGCUUUUGUCAGAGAUGUUUUAUUACCAGGAGAAUGGGAUGUGUGUGUGACGUCAUAUGAAAUGCUUAUUAAAGAGAAGUCUGUGUUCAAAAAAUUUAAUUGGAGGUACUUGGUUAUAGAUGAAGCUCACAGGAUCAAAAAUGAAAAAUCUAAGUUGUCAGAAAUAGUGAGGGAAUUCAAGACUACAAACCGAUUGUUACUAACUGGAACUCCUCUACAGAACAACUUGCAUGAGCUCUGGUCCCUUCUUAAUUUUUUGUUGCCAGAUGUCUUUAAUUCAGCUGAUGACUUUGAUUCCUGGUUUGAUACAAAUAAUUGCCUUGGGGAUCAAAAGCUGGUUGAGAGACUUCAUAUGGUUUUGCGUCCAUUCCUCCUCCGUCGAAUCAAGGCUGAUGUGGAGAAGAGUCUGCCUCCCAAGAAGGAGGUGAAGAUCUACGUGGGCCUCAGUAAGAUGCAGAGGGAAUGGUACACGCGGAUACUGAUGAAGGAUAUAGAUAUACUGAACUCCGCAGGGAAGAUGGACAAGAUGAGGCUGCUCAACAUCCUCAUGCAGCUGCGCAAGUGCUGUAACCAUCCGUACCUCUUCGAUGGCGCCGAGCCGGGGCCGCCGUACACGACGGACAUGCACCUGGUCACCAACAGCGGCAAGAUGGUGGUGUUGGACAAGCUGCUCCCGAAGCUGAAAGAGCAAGGCUCCCGAGUGCUGAUCUUCAGUCAGAUGACACGGGUGUUGGACAUCCUGGAGGACUACUGCAUGUGGAGGAAUUACGAGUACUGCAGGUUGGACGGGCAGACCCCGCACGACGAGCGGCAGGUGCGUCAGAGCACGGCGGGGAGGUGCGGGCGGCAGACAGGAUGGCGUCCUGACGGCCGUUUCCCUUUCCUCCAGGACUCGAUCAACGCCUACAACGAGCCGAACAGCUCCAAGUUUGUUUUCAUGCUGAGCACGCGUGCCGGCGGUCUCGGCAUCAACCUGGCUACUGCAGACGUGGUCAUCCUGUACGAUUCGGACUGGAAUCCCCAAGUUGACCUCCAGGCGAUGGACCGGGCGCACAGGAUCGGGCAGACCAAGACCGUGCGAGUGUUCCGCUUCAUCACCGACAACACCGUAGAGGAGAGGAUCGUGGAGCGCGCCGAGAUGAAGCUCCGGCUGGAUUCCAUAGUCAUCCAGCAGGGGAGACUUGUGGAUCAGAAUCUGAACAAAAUCGGAAAAGAUGAGAUGCUUCAAAUGAUUAGACAUGGGGCAACACAUGUGUUUGCUUCAAAGGAAAGUGAGAUUACUGAUGAAGAUAUUGAUGGUAUUUUGGAAAGAGGUGCAAAGAAGACAGCAGAGAUGAAUGAGAAGCUCUCCAAGAUGGGUGAAAGCUCGCUGAGAAACUUCACCAUGGAUACGGAGUCCAGUGUUUAUAACUUUGAAGGUGAAGAUUACAGAGAAAAACAAAAGAUCGCAUUCACAGAGUGGAUCGAACCGCCUAAACGAGAGAGGAAAGCCAAUUACGCUGUGGACGCGUAUUUCCGGGAAGCCCUCCGAGUCAGCGAGCCCAAAGCGCCCAAGGCCCCUCGACCUCCCAAACAACCCAACGUCCAGGAUUUCCAGUUCUUUCCUCCACGUUUAUUUGAAUUACUGGAAAAAGAAAUUCUGUAUUACAGAAAAACUAUUGGGUAUAAGGUUCCUCGUAACCCUGACCUCCCAAAUGCAGCACAGGCACAGAAGGAAGAGCAGCUGAAAAUUGAUGAGGCGGAGCCCCUGAAUGAUGAGGAGUUGGAGGAGAAGGAGAAGCUUCUGACGCAGGGAUUUACCAAUUGGAAUAAGAGAGAUUUUAACCAGUUUAUCAAAGCAAAUGAGAAGUGGGGUCGUGAUGAUAUUGAAAAUAUAGCAAGAGAAGUAGAGGGGAAAACUCCAGAAGAAGUAAUAGAGUAUUCAGCCGUGUUCUGGGAGCGAUGCAAUGAACUUCAGGACAUAGAGAAGAUUAUGGCUCAGAUUGAAAGGGGAGAGGCAAGAAUUCAAAGGAGAAUCAGUAUCAAAAAAGCACUUGACACUAAGAUUGGACGGUACAAAGCCCCCUUUCACCAGUUGAGAAUAUCCUACGGCACUAACAAGGGGAAGAACUACACGGAGGAAGAGGACCGCUUCCUGAUCUGCAUGCUGCACAAGCUCGGCUUCGACAAGGAGAACGUGUACGACGAGCUGCGGCAGUGUAUCCGGAACUCUCCCCAGUUCCGGUUCGACUGGUUCCUCAAGUCCAGGACAGCCAUGGAGCUUCAGCGGAGGUGUAACACUUUAAUUACCUUGAUUGAAAGAGAAAACAUGGAACUAGAAGAAAAAGAGAAGGCCGAGAAAAAGAAGAGAGGACCAAAGCCUUCCACACAGAAACGUAAGAUGGAUGGAGCACCAGAUGGUCGAGGAAGGAAAAAGAAGAUGAAACUGUGAACGCACGUCAGUGUCGUCAUCACUAACUUUAAACCAGUAGUUCUUUAAUUUACGGGUCUUCAUAAGAUGUACUGUACAAUGCUCUGUGGUUGUCGUUCAGAGACAUCAGGUUCAUCUGUUACUGAGCUAGAGACAUAGUAUGUAGUUUCACUUUUUUUAAUGCAACAGCUAUGCUGAAAAUUUUUUUUAUCAUUAACAUUUGAAGUAAUAAAAUAGGCUUCAUUUAUUAAUAAAUGUUUCAUUUGAUUUAUUUUUCUAUUAUAGUUUCAUUUGUGAAGAUAGUGACUGUUUAUCAGCUAUAAUUUCCACACUCACAGCUUUAGAAAAAAAGCAAACGACUAAAAAAAUUUUGCAAAUAACAUUUAUCCUUCUCGUCUUAGUUGUGUGACUGUUUUAACUCACUUUGCCUUUGCAGAAAUUUGGGUAUAUUCUUUGUAGUGCUGUUGAGUCUCAUCUGGGAAGAUUAUGUAAAUUGCGUUCUCCUUAUUACAUGGCUUGAGUGGAGGGGAGAGGCAAGACAAUUUAUCGUUAAAUUCAUCCAUAUUUCUGUUAACGCUGUUUCUUAAAGUCCUGAGCUGACCAUGCCCUGUUCUGUUGGAAGAAUGGCCUUUUAGUUGUAUAGCCAAAGACAUUUAGUAUUUUCUGGUUUCGUACAGCGUUGUACCAUUUUGUAAAAGGAAUAUUAUUAUUUUUUAGUGUUUGGUAAAUAUUUUGGCAAAUUAGCUUUCUGAAGCAGCCACAACUUAGAUAAUGUUUAAAACUAAGGUGAUUCUUGUUUUGUUUUGUUUUUUAAAGACCCAGGCAAAAUACGGUGUGAAUUUUUACUGUUUGAAAUUCAUAACGAAGUGUUUCUCCUUUCACUGUAGCUUAUUUUGAGUUAGAGUAAUUGAAGAUUUUAUUUUAUUUUAAGGUAAUUUCUAAGUGUGAGCAACAAGACUGUAAUUCCAAAUUUUGUUUCCUUUGGACGGACAGACUUGAUCAGACUAGAGACCCUGAUGCAGGAAUACCCAAAUUGUAGUGCCAGAAUUUUAGCUGUACCAGAGGCCUUUAUGUGCGACACAUAAUUUGUAUAAAGUUUUAUAUGUGCAAAUUGGGUACAUAAAUAGUUCUCCAUUUUUCUAAGGGAAUGCAAUAAAUGUAGCAUCGUGAAUAAAUAUAACUUUUAUAAUCCUUAA
This is a messenger RNA of Sorex araneus (European shrew), 4380 nucleotides long. It is a transcript of the gene SMARCA5, whose product is annotated as SWI/SNF related, matrix associated, actin dependent regulator of chromatin, subfamily a, member 5. Lineage: Eukaryota; Metazoa; Chordata; Mammalia; Eulipotyphla; Soricidae. The record is from RefSeq and is a predicted model, not a curated record. Gene Ontology annotation, biological process: nucleosome organization; regulation of transcription by RNA polymerase II. Gene Ontology annotation, cellular component: nucleus; chromatin. The transcript is spliced from 23 exons. Gene Ontology annotation, molecular function: ATP hydrolysis activity; DNA binding; ATP binding. Bases 35 to 3205 code for a protein of 1056 amino acids.